This is a messenger RNA of Seminavis robusta, 468 nucleotides long. Lineage: Eukaryota; Bacillariophyta; Bacillariophyceae; Naviculales; Naviculaceae. The record is from the annotation of a GenBank genome assembly.
AUGGCGCUCGAUGGUCAGCCCCUGAGCGUCCGGGAGGGAUGCGAAAGGCUUGUGAAAAAUAAUUUUGAGAAUCACCCUUAUCAGCUCUUCAAGUUGAGGGAGUUUACGCCGCCAGAAGACGGUCUUUUGGCGGAAUUCCUUUCUACCAACAAGACUUUGUACCGCGAUCCCAGAAGAGAUAAAUACCCAAGCCUCGUAUUGAACGGUCUCCCAAACUCGGAAAGCCACACGGAAAAAGUCUAUGAGCACAUUGAGGCCAACAAGGGCGGGAUGAUUGGUCUUUAUGGAACCUCGGGCGCGGGCAAGACACGCUCCGUCUUGGAAUACCUGAGCCGCAACCUUGGACUUUAUUUUGUGGCAAGUACCAAACACGACGCCGGCUCCCGCGAUUUGGAAAAGGCCCUCGAAGCUUUCAGAAUCGAAUCAGAAAUAUUAAUUUCACUGUGGACGGGGAUUCCCAAUAUCUAA